Quercus lobata is the source of this 2781-nucleotide messenger RNA. RefSeq names its product pentatricopeptide repeat-containing protein At3g12770-like. Gene Ontology annotation, biological process: RNA modification. Gene Ontology annotation, molecular function: RNA binding; zinc ion binding; protein binding. NCBI's taxonomy places the organism in Eukaryota, Viridiplantae, Streptophyta, Magnoliopsida, Fagales, Fagaceae. The coding region runs from base 211 to 2670 and encodes 819 amino acids. The transcript has a single exon. The record is from RefSeq and is a predicted model, not a curated record.
UCUAAUGCUAUAGAGUGGGUUUUGACUACUCCGGCAAACACAUUUUAGUUAGAUUUUAGAAAACAAAAAAUUUGAUCUGGACUUGGUAAUCGUCACUCUUUCUGAAGUUUCAAAAUGCAAAGCAUAUUUUCGCGCUUUUUGCUCUGAAACACAUAGUUGCUUUAUGGCUUCAACACUUGAACCAAACUCCACUCUAUACUCUUCUCCUUCAUGCCUUCUCUUCAUUUUCACACCAGAAUUUUCAACCCCAAACCACCCUUCAGACUCAUUCACUCCUACACCUUACGUACUUUUACUACUUCCUUCGUUGAUGCCCAAUUUACUCAAUCAACUUUCAUUGUUUCCAGAUUCUUGUGGCUUUUGCAGGAAUACCCACAUGGCCUUUUACACGCCAAAUCCAUCCAUGCUCAGAUUAUCACCAAUUCUGUCUCCAAAGACCAAUUUUUGGCUACAAAACUUGUUAAGGCGUAUUGUGAUUUGGGUCAUGUGGGCAAUGCCCGCCACGUGUUUGAUCAAUUUUCCCAGCCAAAAACCAUUCUAUGUAAUGCCAUGGUUGGUGGGUAUUUGAGAAAUGAGUGGUACAGUGAGACCCUUGAGUUGUUUAAAAUGAUGGGGUCUUGCAAUUUGGCAAUUGAUAGUUAUACCUGUAAUUAUGCGCUCAAGGCAUGCGUGGGAUUGUUAGAUUAUGAAAUGGGUAGGGAAGUAAUAAGGAAAGCAGUUGAGAAAGGGGUUGAAAGUGAUCGGUUUUUGGGGAGUUCAAUGAUUAAUUUCUUGGUGAAAUUUAGUAGUAUUGAUGAAGCGCGAAGAGUCUUUGAUGCAAUGCCUGAAAGGGAUGUAGUUUGUUGGAAUUCAAUGAUUGGUGGAUACGUGCAGACACACCAUUUUAAUGAGGCUUUUGGUUUGUUUUUUGAUAUGCACCGUUUGGGGAUUAGGCCAAGUCAGGUAACUAUGGCAAGCAUAAUUCAAGCUUGUAUAGAAACAAGAAAUUUGAAACUUGGAAAAUGUGUUCAUGGGUGUGUAUUUGGAUUAGGAAUGGGUUAUGAUGUUUUGGUGCUUACCUCAUUAGUUGAUAUGUAUAGUAAGAUGGGUGAUGUUGAAAGUGCUCAAUUGGUUUUUGUUAGCAUGCCUAUUAGAAAUUUGGUUUCAUGGAAUGCGAUGAUCUCAGGAUUUGUUCAAAAUGGGUUGGUGCGAGAAGCUGUUGGCCUCUUUCAAAGGUUGGUAGUAAGUGGUGGUGGGUUUGAUUCAGGAACUGUAGUUAGCCUCCUUCAGGGUUGUGCUCAAACAGCUGAUUUAGAUGGUGGAAAAAUCAUCCAUGGUUGUAUAUAUAGAAAAGGUCUGAAUUCAAAUCUCAUUUUGUCUACAGCAAUUCUUGAUUUGUAUUCUAAAUGUGGUGCCUUGAAGCAAGCAUCCUUUGUUUUUGACCGAAUGAAGGUUAGGAAUGUGAUUACUUGGACUGCCAUGCUAGUAGGGUUAGCACAGAAUGGGCAUGCAGAAAAUGCUCUGAAGUUAUUUAGUCAGAUGCAAGAAGAGGGUGUUGUAGCCAAUUCCGUCACUCUUGUUAGUUUAAUCCAUUCUUGUGCCCACAUGGGCUCUUUGAAGAAAGGAAGAAGUGUCCAUGCGCAUUUAAUACGCCAUGGCUAUGCAUUUGAUGUGGUUAACAUGACAGCCCUGAUUGAUAUGUAUGCCAAGUGUGGAAAGAUAAAUUCUGCAGAGAGGGUCUUUAGCACUGGGUCCAUCUCUAGAGAUGUUAUUUUAUGGAACUCAAUGAUAACAGGCUAUGGGAUGCAUGGUCAUGGGCAUCAAGCUGUUGGUGUCUAUAGAAAAAUGAUAAAGGAGGGACUCAAACCAAAUCAAACCACCUUUGUUGCUGUUCUAACUGCUUGUAAUCACUCAGGGCUUGUUGAAGAAGGCAUUACUUUGUUUCACAGAAUGGAAAGAGAACAUAACAUUAGACCUAGUGAGAAACACUACGCUUGUAUUGUGGAUCUUCUUGGCCGGGCAAACCGUCUAGAGGAAGCUGAGGGUAUAGUCAAACAAAUACCUUUUGAAGCAGGCAGUGUUGUGCUUGAAGCUUUGCUGAGUGGAUGUCGAACUCAUAAAAACAUUGAUAUGGGUGUACAAACUGCAGAUAAAUUACUUCAUCUAGAUUCCAUGAAUCCUGGAAUUUAUGUUGUGUUGUCAAAUAUUUAUGCUGAAGCAAGUAGAUGGGAUGCUGUAAAUUACAUUCGAGGCCUGAUGAGGACACGGGGUCUGAGAAAAACACCUGGCUAUAGUUUAAUUGAAGUAGGAAACCAAGUCUACACAUUUUUUGCUGGAGAUGAUUCUCAUCCAAAUUGGGCUCAUAUUCAUCGGUUUUUAGAAAGCUUGAGGCUAGAGGUGGAAGCUUCUGGUUAUGUGCCAGAUACCAGUUGUGUUCUCCGUGAUGUAGACGAGCCAAUGAAGGUUAAGUUGCUUUGGGGCCACAGUGAGAGAUUAGCUAUCGCAUUUGGUCUUUUAAACACGCCAGCUGGGAGCUUGAUUAGGAUCACCAAGAAUCUGCGUGUUUGUACCGACUGUCAUGCUGUAACCAAAUAUAUAUCAAAGAUUGUUAAGAGGGAAAUUAUUGUAAGAGAUGCCAAUCGUUUCCAUCACUUUCUUGAUGGUAAAUGCUCCUGUAAUGAUUACUGGUGAUUAGGACAUGCUAACAAAUGAGUUUGUCUCCUCAAGUUCUGUUUAUGUACCUCAUACGUAACUACACGAGAAGAUUCUUCAAGUUGAGGGAUAGUUUAACAUUUGAUGCAU